GUGGUACUUAAGGGGCGGGACUUAACACAAAAAGGGGAGGGACAGUGUGGCGUGCAACAACAAAAAAGACAAGCUACAGUGUUGUGUCAAAUAAAUGGUGGGUCCACAUUGUCCAAGGCAAAGGAAAUGUAAGUUUUCCUUGGCGGCCAAGAGAUUUUAUAGAUGGUAUUACAAAUCACUGGCAGCUACAUUUCCCAUAAAUGUGUAUUACUGACCCAGCCCCAGCAGGUUUUUCCCUAUCUAGGCCGGGCAACCCUAGCAUUGGUCCAGGUCAGAGGAAGGCUAGCAAUACCAUUGUUAUGUGCGUAUUACCUCUCACAGCACUUACUGGUAGGGUUGCCACAUGACCGGUAUUUUACCGGCCUGGCCGAUAAAAAUGAAGCUUUAUCCCAAUUUAAUUAAUACUGGCCUCUAUUGUAAAAUAAAUUUGAAAAAAUGCAUUUUUAACAAACCCCGAAAGGAGCUGCUUGUUAUCACCUGAUUUAAACUUUUCAAAUGUUUGUAAACCAGACUAUUUUGUCUGUGGGAUUUUUUGCAAGUUCCUUAAAUAACUGUAUCCUUCUUGUUUUAACUGUUACCCAUAACUUUACCUUUAAGCGAAUUUAAUGCGCCUACAAAAUUCGUUAUAUUCGGCGUUUAGACGAAUAAAAGUGUCGUGACGGUGGCCUUUAUAAAUACCACGCCCAACUCACUGUGAUGUCAUUUCCGCUUUUCAUGCGCGCAAGGAUGGAAAAGCACGCUGCAUUUGGAAAGACGACAGAGAGAGCAUCCGCCAUGUCUCAUCGUGAGAUGGCGACGAUGGUGAGACUUCUUGACAAAUACAAAUAUGAAGAUUGGCGGACAAUAGCUAAGAAACCACCUUUUUAUAAGAAGACCAUUAUGCAAAAGAUUGCAAGGAUUUUAAAGAAGCAAUAUGGAGUGGAUAGAGACAUCAGACAGCUGCAGAAAAGGUGGUCAGAUCUGAAGUGCAGAGAAAAGAAUCAACUUAAAAAAAUUCGUGAAACAAUAAGAAAAAAAUCUAAACAAACCAACCAUGACAGGACAAAAACGAACAAACACCCUUCUUCAGACAAACCAUGUCAAAAUUCUUCUUCACAAACAAAACCUGUUGCAACAAAAGGUCAACCUGCAUCUGCAGACAUCGAAGUUUCUCUAAAUUCUUCCAUACAAACCAUGCAAGACCCUUCAUCUGGCACACCCACUUCUUCAAACAUCGAGGAUCAUCAUAAUUAUUCUUCACAAACCAAGCAUGCCACUUCAAAAACUGCUGAACCCACAUCUGACAUUGGCAAUUUUCAAAAUUUUUCAGAAGAGCUUAUGGAAACUUGCAACAAACUAGAACGUGAUGAUGCUGCAUCCCAGUGCUCUAUUGAUUUGUUCAGUUAUCCUUCAGAAGAAAUUGUUGAAUUGAAACAAGAUGUCAAAUUUAUUAAGUUGUUACUUCUACGUAUUGCAAAACAUCUUUUCAAUACUGAGGAAAUAUCAGAUAAUGAAUGUGUUCAAGUUUCUAACAGUACUUAAAUCUGAGAUCUGUUUACGAGUAUUCUAAAUAAUCCUUAUUUGUUAAUUGUAUUUGAUAUUUUUAUAAGCAUCAUGAUAUUCUUUUAACAUAUCAUGAGCGAGUUGAUUUAUAAGAGAAACCUUUUUGAUAUUUAAGAUUUGAUACAUAUAGCACACUGGUGUUCUUCUGUGACUUCUACAAGAAGUUUUGUACACUGCACGAUUAUUGUUUCUUUAAAUUUUAAGCAUGGUGUUCAAUAGAACAUACAAUCAUUACAAUUCAGCUCGUCCAUCUGAACAAGGCAUAGCAAAGGUGUCUGAUGUUAUUUCUAAUGUUUGUACAAUUCUUCCUUGCUCCAACUGACUCUGAAUGAGAAGCGUCCAUUUGAUAUAGCACACUGGUGUUCUUCAAAAGUACUUGUAGAAGUCACAGAAAACUGCACGAUUAGUGUUUCUUUAAAUUUUAAGCAUGGUGUUCAAUAGAACAUACAAUCAUUACAAUUCAGCUCGUCCAUCUGAACAAGGCAUAGCAAAGGUGUCUGAUGUUAUUUCUAAUGUUUGUACAAUUCUUCCUUGCUCCAACUGACUCUGAAUGAGAAGCGUCCAUUUGAUAUAGCACACUGGUGUUCUUCUGUGACUUCUACAAGAAGUUUUGUACACUGCACGAUUAUUGUUUCUUUAAAUUUUAAGCAUGGUGUUCAAUAGAACAUACAAUCAUUACAAUUCAGCUCGUCCAUCUGAACAAGGCAUAGCAAAGGUGUCUGAUGUUAUUUCUAAUGUUUGUACAAUUCUUCCUUGCUCCAACUGACUCUGAAUGAGAAGCGUCCAUUUGAUAUAGCACACUGGUGUUCUUC
This is a messenger RNA of Xenopus laevis (African clawed frog), 2354 nucleotides long. RefSeq lists its product as uncharacterized. The coding region runs from base 697 to 1521 and encodes 274 amino acids. The record is from RefSeq and is a predicted model, not a curated record. The transcript is spliced from 6 exons. NCBI's taxonomy places the organism in Eukaryota, Metazoa, Chordata, Amphibia, Anura, Pipidae.